UUGUUUUUCUGUGAAAGUUAAAUAAAAAUUAUAAGAAUAAGUACCUACUUGAUUGUAUUUGAGUGUUGUGAAGUGUAUUCUACGGAUAGCGAUUUUCAUUUACAUAUUUAUAUCAUUUGACGUGCCAAGUUACGAACUUUAGUAGAUAUUGAUUCACAAUAAUUCUGUUUAUUGAACUAAGUUCAGAAGAAGAAUGAUAUAGUUUCUUGUACGAUAUAUCGGGCAAGAGUAAAUCAUUAUGUCCAGUAUGUCUGACCGUAAGGCGGAGCUAGAGAGAAAGAAGGCAAAGCUGCAAGCUCUCCGUGAAGAAAAAGACCGUCGCCGUAGGGAAAAGGAACAAAAAGAUGCUGAAGAGGCAACUCAACGUGCAUCUACAGCUCCAGGCCAUGAUGUUCGUAAGGAAUUGGAUGAGAUUCUGUCGUCACUUGGUGUGGCCCCGGUGAAGGAUGUGCUCUCCUCGCUAUCUUCCAUGACCUCCCUAACCCCACCACAGACUGCUUCCCCGGAUGCCAGCCUGCCCCACACAGACAAAUCAAGUCUACCACCACAUGGGGCUGCAAAAAAACCUAAUGUACUGCAAGUUGUGUCGGUACAAUCAACAGACAUUCCACCAAAAGAAAAUGUGACCUACACGAAGCAGACACAGACCACCACAUCCAGUGUCGGGGAGCUGCGAGAUGGCUGCUCUUCCAAUUCAUCACCGCUUGCAGGAUACAUGGACGACUGGUGGCGGACACGGAAAGCUCACGCAACUGAUUACUACGACGAGUACAAUCUAAACCCGGUAUUAGAGUGGGAGGACGAGUUCACAGUGCUUACAUUCGACGGGGAUGGCGCGCGGCAAGGUGACGACGAAGACGCUGCGUUCCACGGCAAACUUCCGCCGGGAAUCCUGCCGCACGGCCUGCCCACGGUCAAGGAGGUGCAGCCAGCCGUUACUGCUGUCCCACAGGAGAAGAAGGAGGAGGAGAAAGAGAAAAAGAUUCGCGAGCUCAGCAACGAUGAGAAGCAGACGAUUAUGCUGUCCGCCGAGUUCCAGAAGUUCAUCAGCCGAGCGGGGCGCGUCAUCGAGCGCGCGCUGGCAGAGUCCGUUGACAUCUACACGGACUACACCGGCGGUGGUGACAGCGAGAGUGCUCAAGACGACAAGUCGGACGCUCGCCUGUCACUGGUCCGAACGUUCUACGACGAACGCUGGUCGCGCGGUCGCUGCGUCACGUGCUUGGACUGGUCGCCGCUUCACCCCGAGCUGCUGCUGGCGGCCUACCACAACAGCGAUGACGCGCCGCACGAACCAGACGGGGUCUGUCUGGUGUGGAACACCAAGUUCAAGAAGACCACGCCGGAGGACAUCUUCCACUGUCAGUCUCCGGUGAUGAGCGCCACAUUCGCCAGAUUCCAUCAAAACCUGAUUCUGGGCGGAACAUACUCUGGUCAGAUAGUCCUGUGGGACAAUCGUGUACAGAAGCGUACGCCCAUUCAACGUUCUCCUCUCUCAUCCCUGGCGCACACUCACCCGGUGUACUGCCUGUCAGUCGUCGGAAGUCAAAACGCGCAUAACCUGAUCUCCGUGUCGACGGACGGGCGCAUGUGCUCGUGGUCGCUGGACAUGCUCUCCCAGCCACAGGAAACCCUCGAGCUACAGCACCGGCAGAGCAAGGCGGUCGCGGUAACCUGCCUAGACUUCCCGCAUGCCGACGUCAACAACUUCGUCCUAGGCGCCGAGGACGGCAACGUGUACACAGGGUGUCGUCACGGACAGCGCGCGGGCGUGGCCGAGUGCGUGGAGGCUCACGCCGGGCCCGUGACUUCAGUGUCGUGCCACGCUGCGGCCGGCACAAUCGACAUGUCCCACCUCUACCUUACGUCCUCUGUCGACUGGAGCGUCAAGCUGUGGAGCCUCAAGGAAAACAAGCCGCUGUACUCUUUCGAAGACAGCAGCGACUAUGUGUCAGACGCGCGCUGGUCUCCCGUGCAUCCCGCGCUGUUCGCGACCGUGGACGCGGGUGGCAAGUUGGUGCUGUGGAACCUGAACCGGGACACCGAGGUGCCGAUAGCUUCGAUCUCGUCGGAGGAAGGCGCCGCGUUCAAUCGCGUGUCGUGGUCGGCAGGAGGCUCCCUCGUGGCCGCCGGGGACGACGCCGGCAAGAUAUCUCUGUACGAGCUGGCCGAGCAAGUGUACCAGCCGCGCCAUGAUGAGUGGACAAAACUGGUGUAUACCCUGCAGGACUUGAGGAACAACCAGACGGACGAACAAGCCGAGCGGCUCAGUGUCACCAGCGGCCCGCCCAGCCUAUCCUCGCUCUCCGGCAAUCCGCUCAGAUAACUAGGAAUGCAUUGGGACAUUCGCUGCGGUUGGAAAUUAUGAGCUGGUUGACAACAUGAAGGACUGAUUCUAUUGAAUGGAUAUUGAGCUGACAUCAAGCUAUUAUUUUAAGCUCUCGCAGUCUUAGUAUUUUUACUGAUUUGGUGCGAAUAUUUUAAGUUUCUUAUUCGUUUAUUAUUUAGUUAAAUUAUAAUAAUAAGUUGAGAUGCAUAAAUAAAGUGGAUUUGAUAAAACUGCAGUAAUUUAUAUAUAUGUCCAUGACAUAUGCUCAGAAAUUACCUCAACACAGAAUGUUAGAGAAAAUAAUAUUUUAAAAUUAGGUUGGUUUUUUUUUUACAUUAUUAGCUCCUACUUGUAUUGUCAUGGAUACCAUAAAGCAGCAAAAAUCUGCAUUUAGUGUGACAAUAUUGUGUAGCCUAUAUUAUGUUGUACUGACCUCUUAAUAUUCAUGCAAAAUUUGUAUUAAAUCUAUUCAGUAGUUAUUGCGUUUUGCCAGGAGAUACAGAUGAAAUCGAUAAAGUACUUUUUGGCUUCGGUAUUGUUUGUAGAUGAUACAGCAAAUAUUGUUUAAAAAUAUUCAAUGUACAGAUGUUAUUUUGUUACGAUUUUAAUUUGUAUAAUUUGGUGAUGUCAUGGUAAGAUAGAUAUAUAGGGAGAAUACUUGUAUCAAAAAAAUUUAUACUUUAAGAUGUAACUGCAAAAUUGUUUAUUCUCUUAUUAUCAAAUGUAAUGUAAGAAGUUCCAAAAAUCUCUGGUUAUAUGCCUGUACUUUACUCUUUGUUUCCAGUUUAUUAGUGGUAGCUCAAGUAUUAAUGUUAGAGUAACACUUUGCAUUUACUAAUAAUAUGAGAUAUGAUAAUACUUAAAUAUGUCUAAUAUAAUGGCCAUAACAUAUGCUGUUAUUUUUAUUACUCCCAAAUUUAGAGAUGGGAUUUGGAGCUAGUUUAUAGUCUCCAUAUUAUAUGUAAGGAGAUUCCAAAAACUAGAUAUCCAUCUGUUUAGAAGUUAUAUACCAUCAGUAUAUUAUGCCAAGGUACCACUAAAACUUGUUUGCAGCAAUUAAUUUAAGGGCAGCAGUAAAGGUGCUAUUCUAUAUAUUUCAAGAAAGUUGUAUCACAAAUCAAGGUUGUUGAUUAUUACAAAAUAGAUCUUGAAACAGUUUUGUUAUUGUUAAAAAAAAUCUCACAUUUAGGCAUUACAGACAUAACAUUGAAAUACAUUGGCAAUAUUUGUAAAUGCAUACUUAGCAGUUUUAAUUCUGUGUAUUUAUUGAUUAGUAUUAUGUAUAUUUAUUAAUGAAAAAGACAAAAUAAAAUUUUAAAACUAUGUAACAGUACUUAUCAAUGCUUGUAACUAUAUAAUAUAAACUGCUUACAAUAUAA
Molecule: messenger RNA, 3708 nt
Organism: Leptidea sinapis
Lineage: Eukaryota; Metazoa; Arthropoda; Insecta; Lepidoptera; Pieridae
Gene: sw
Product: cytoplasmic dynein 1 intermediate chain
Exons: 17
Coding region: 239-2326 (695 amino acids)
Biological process (GO): transport along microtubule
Cellular component (GO): cytoplasmic dynein complex
Molecular function (GO): dynein heavy chain binding; dynein light chain binding
Source: RefSeq, a predicted model, not a curated record